This is a messenger RNA of Chironomus riparius, 2299 nucleotides long. NCBI's taxonomy places the organism in Eukaryota, Metazoa, Arthropoda, Insecta, Diptera, Chironomidae. The record is from the annotation of a GenBank genome assembly.
GCGAGUUGUCAAAAAUGCUCUCAACAUUCGUGUUUGUUGAGAGCUUAAGACUUAAUGUUGUUUUAUAGUUUGUGUCGGCGGCACGUAGAAGCCGAAAUGCUGUAAUUAUUUAUGACUUUUAUUUGACAUUUGCAGACUUUAUAGCUGGAAAUUUUUAUUUGUUGUGAAUUUUUUAUGAUAUUAUUUGGAAAGUUGGGUGUUGGAUUGGAUCUUAUAGAUACACAGCAGCAAGUUGCUUUAAGAAUUUGGAAUUUAAAAAUUAAUCCACAAAAUGUCGACAGAAAUCAAACCAUCGUCUGAGAGAAGAUGUACGAAUGUACCUGCUUUGGUCGUUGCGAUUGUCUUUAUUGGUAUUACGCUCAUUUUAGUAACAUACUGCGGAGUAGCUGCAUUACUUCGAACUAAAUCAAUCAAAGAUUAUGAUAUUGGCAACUCCACCGAUCCAAAAGUACUUAAAGAUGGCUGUGGAAAUAUUUGCGGUGAAAACAAUCCAACUUCUAAUUACUCAAUAUGCGGCGACAAUGACAAACGGGGUGAAACGAAGCUACUUAUGAACACAUUCGAUGAAGAUGACAAUUACUUAAAAGACAAAAACUACACAAAAAGCUACGAAGAGCUUAAUCAAUGUGUGUCAGUAUGUCCAGAAAGUUAUGAGGAAAUCUCCAACAGAUGUUUUAUUUCAAUCAGUAUAAAUGCGCAGGAAAUGUUACAAACCCUUCAGAAUACUUGGUACUAUGUCCUCGCAAUCUGCUUUGUUGCUUUCAUCUUUUCGUAUGUGUUCCUUAUUCUCUUCCGUUAUGCUGCAAAAUAUGUCAUUUGGGUCAUUAAUAUUGGAUUUGUAGUCUUGGUGCUCUUAAUUGUCCUGUUAGCUGCAUUAGCUGGAAGUAUUGAAGGUGUUGUCAUAUUUGGAAUAAUUGCAGCUCUUAUGAUAUUUUUCUUGGUCUACUUCAGAAAGAGAAUUGCUUUGGUUGCUAAACUGUUUAAGGAAGCUUCAAAAGCUUUGAUUGAUGUGACUGCUCUCAUGUUUGAACCUAUUUUGACAUUCAUCGCGCUAAUCAUCUCCUUCUUGAUCUUCGCAACAUUUUUUGUAAUAAUUUCAUUUGCUGGUGAUGACGACCCCAUGCAGACCCCAGCUCAUUUCUUCAACUUCGUCUCCUUCAUCUUCAUCACUCAAUUCAUCAUCGGAUGUCAGAACUUUAUCAUUGCCGGAACUAUUGUCAGGUGGUACUUCACCAGAGACAAGACGAAGCUCCGUAAACCAAUCAGGAAGUCAUUUUCACAUUUAUUCAAGUUCCAUCUUGGAAGUGUCUGUCUUGGUGCCAUUUUGAUUACACUAGUGAAGCUUGCUAGGUAUUUGACCAAUUAUAUUAAGAACACAGCAAACAAUAACAAAAACGCAGUGGUUGCGUUGAUUGCUGUAUGCUUCAUGUGCCUUAUUGAUCUACUUGAACAAUUCUUGGCAUAUCUCGUUCGUAAUGCAUACAUUAUAAUUGCUAAAGAAGGAACACCAUUAAUUGAUUCUGGAAAACGGUCAUGCAGACUGCUCAUGGACAAUAUCAAUGACGUCAUUGCAUUGAAUCACUUUGGGGAUCUUGUGCUGUUUGUUUGCAGAUUAUUGAUUGUUUUAAUCGCUGGAUGUGUUGGAUAUACUGUGCUUAGUGAGAACAUGCCCAAUUCGGAUUACAUCGCACUUCCGUUGAUCCUUGGAUGCAUCCUAGCCUUCCUUAUUGCUCACUGCUUCGUCAUGGUCUUUGAAAUGACAGUUGAUACAAUUUUUGUCUCAUUCUGCAUUGACAUUGAGGAGAACGAUGGAGACACAAAGCCAUUCUACAUGUCAGAGAGCCUUAAAAGAGUUAUUAUGGAUAUGAAGGAUUAUUCAGGCAAUGUUUUGGUAUUUGGACCGAAACCAAUUCCAGGAUUUGAAGGUGGUGCUGCUGAUGGAAGUGGAAUUCCAAUGAUGCCACCACAACAACCAAUGUAUCCAAAUAUUGGAUAUGAUGAUCCAAAAGGUCCACCACAAUAUCCUCCACAGCAAUACCCUUCCUUUCCUCAGCAGCCUUAUUCUCAACAGCCCCCUUACCCACAACAACCAUUGAUGCCUCCUCAAGGAUAUCCUGCAAAUCCAUAUCAACCCACGACAUAUCCUCAAAAGAGUUGAAUGUUUUAACUAAAGUAUUAAUAAAUAUUGUUUUGUAAACUUAGCACCAUCAUUGCCUUGAUUGAUAUCUAAUCAAAUAUUUGUAGAUCUUUUGCUAGUUUUAUAAAAAUGUUUUAAAUAAAUAUGUUCCCUAACCUCAAA